UAGCGAUUGCACGUGACCUAGAUGCCGACACAACGCGCCUUGUGUACUAGACCUAGAUAGCCUAGACUGCUAACAACAAAUCUUUUGAGAUAUUGCACAUUUUACCAGCAGUUAGCUAUUUAAUGCUGCCCGAGGUAGGUAGGCUAACACAGCGUGCACACAAAGGGUCCCAGGCCCCACUUUAAUGUUUGGAAGGUCCCAGGCCUCGCUAUGAAAAAUCUGUUCUGUUGGAUAUCGCGGCGGAUCUUGUCUUGCCAAUCUGGCAACACAGGCCGUGUAGUGAGCCAAGUUGUCCUGGCCAAAUGUGACCACCGUCGUCUGCUGUCCACCGCUGCAGUCAUCCCCAGCCACCUGCCGGACAUGCACAUCCCGACCAACCUGCCGUUCCACCAGUACAUUUUUGACCGCUGCCAGCUGUACGGGGAUACCACGGCACUCGAAGAUUUUCUGACGGGCAGAAAAUACACCUUCCUGGAUCUGAAGGAGAAGUCUAUCAAAGUGGCCAGCGCGCUGACCCGUAAAGGCUACCGUAAAGGUGACGUUGUACUUGCCUUCACCCCCAACACAAUCGACUUCACGGUCCUGAUGCUGGCCUGUGCCGCCACCGGCCUUUGGUUUUCUGCCGCCAACCCCGCCUUUACAGCAGAAGAGUUAAGCCGUCAGUUGCUACACAGCAGAUCGAAGGCUGUCUUCACAGUUCCAGCCCUAGCUAGCCAUGUCCGACAGGCGUUGCUCACACCUCUCAACUGUGUCAAGGACUUGUUUGUGUUCGGAGAAUGUCCGGGUUUCCAGCCUUUUCAAAGUUUGAUUGAUGACGACGGAAAAGCUUUCCCCGAUGUGGACAUCAACCCAGUGGAGGACGUCUUCACAUUGCCCUACUCCAGCGGGACAACAGGCAUGCCCAAGGGGGUCAUGUUGACCCAUUACAACUGUUUGGCCAACUGUUUACAGGUUAUGCAGAGUUUCCCAGUGGGACCAGGCGAGUGCGGCCUUGGCCUACUUCCUCUCUACCACAUCUACGGCAUGAUGGUCGUCCAGUUCAGCGUUAUCCAGGGGGGCGCCGCUCUCUGCUACCUCCCCAAGUUUGAACCAGAGAUUUUUCUGAGGUGCUUGCACGAGAAAAAGGUCAACGUGCUCCAUGUGGUACCGCCCCUGCUCGUCUUCCUGUGUAAACAGCCUCUGGUGGAGAGGUUUGAUUUGAGCUCCCUCCGCAGGCUGUUGUGUGGGGCGGCGCCGCUGGGUGAAGCCCUAACGCUGGAGUUUACACGGAGGUUUGACAACAAGAUCCAGGUGCUACAGGGCUAUGGUAUGACUGAGACGGCACCUGUGACCAAUCUUGACACGACUAGCACACCAGGUAGCAUCGGCAACACCACGGCCAACACUGUAGGCAAGAUUGUUGACGUAGCCAGCAACCAAGCUCUAGGACCAGGGGAAGUAGGAGAAUAUUGUGUGAAGGGUCCCCAAGUUAUGAAGGGAUACUUCAAGAAUAAAAAGGCAACAGAUGACAUGAUAGAGCCAGAUGGAUGGCUACAUACAGGUGACAUUGGCUACUACAACAAGGACGGGCUGGUCUUUAUAAAGGACAGACUGAAGGAGCUUAUCAAAUACAAGGGCUCACAGGUGCCGCCAGCAGAGCUUGAAGCCCUGUUACUGGGACACCCUGAUGUACAAGACGUGGCUGUCAUUGGGGUCCCUGACGACCAGGCUGGGGAGUUGCCAAAGGCGUUUGUCGUCAGGAAACCGGGUUCGAACCUAACUGAGAAGGAGGUGGCUCGUUUUGUUGAAGAGCGCGUGUCCCAUACGAAGAAACUACGUGGCGGUGUCCAGUUUGUUGAGGACAUCCCCAAGAACCCUAGCGGCAAAAUCCUCAGGAGAGUUUUAAGGGAGAAAUACUUGUAGCUUCUGUUGCCAUGGUUUUAUUUAGGGACCAGAAUUUGUGACUUACGCCAAGUUAGGUGAGAAAUUGGUCAAACAGAAUGGAGUAUGAUGUACCUUGUUAAUGCGGUAAAUAAACUUGACCACCAUUGAA
Molecule: messenger RNA, 2032 nt
Organism: Physella acuta
Lineage: Eukaryota; Metazoa; Mollusca; Gastropoda; Physidae
Molecular function (GO): CoA-ligase activity
Source: RefSeq, a predicted model, not a curated record